AGCUCCCGCGCAUGCAGUGUCUGCAUUCACAGUAGUGAUUUAGCCAGGCCUGCCGUGAAGAUGUUGAAGGGCUGAAAUGGACAGCUGAAAGGACGGGGCAAGGACAUCCAGUCAGAACCAACAUGAGGAACAAACUAUGGCUCAAGAGUAUUUCCUUCUUCCUUUUAUUCCAGUACACUAUGUGUUGUGAAAACCUCACUUGUUUUGUGGACUAUGUACAGACCCUGUCCUGUAUCCUGAGAAAUGACCUGAGUGCCAAUUCAUAUAACGUUACUGCAACAUGGGUUCCUGAGGACAAUCCAGAAAACACUGUGGCUGCCUGCAAUCUCCUGCAAUUGUCCAGGAACACCAGCCACACACAGUAUAUGUGCACUGUGGACAUGACUGAACUCCUGGCAGAUGUCAAAGUCCAGGUGGAUGUUACAGAGAUAGCUGAUAGGCGAAAUGUGAUUUCCAAAGGCUUUUAUAUGGUACAGAACAUCAAACCACAGCCUCCUUUCAAUCUGACUGCUGUGUUCGCAGAGGGUUAUAAUAUUUCUUGGGAAACCAUCUACCAGAACUCUUUCUACUUUUUGAAUGAAGAGCUGGAAUAUCAGCUGCGUUAUAAGAGAAGAACUGACACCUGGGAGAGUCAGAAGACUAAAUCUGUUCAUGAAGAUAAACGGACACUGGUGAUCCUGCCACAGGAACUUCAGGGGAACACUGAGUAUGAGUUCCAAGUGAGAGCCAGACCCCGAGAAGAUACUGGCUACAGUGGAUUUUGGAGUGAAUGGAGUUCCCCGCUGACACUGAAAACCAACCCUACUGCAGUGACACAGACAGCAGGCAUGGGAUGGAUGCUGUUGUUUGUUGUUGUCCUGGUGAUCACUGCCUCAAUCACAGCUUUUCUGGCCAAACAUCAGAGCUUGUGGAAGAAGAUGGCUUGCAUCCCAGACCCAGCUCCUUUUUUCAAACCACUUUACCUGGUGCAUAAUGGAGAUUUCAAGAUACUGUCUGGAAUGGGACAAGAUGUGCAGCAGCUGGGCCUUCACCUGUGCAUUACUGCUGUGCUACUCCUUGGUGGAGGGCAAGGCAGAGAGUUCCCUGGCAGUCUGAGCUGCCUGAAUAACUAUGUGACUACUGUGAACUGCGUGUGGGCAAUGGAGGAGCCUGUGGGCGAUGGACCUUUCUACCUGCACUUCACAAACCUCUGGUCAAAGGGUCAAAACGCCAGCUGCCAACUGACUGCCAGAGACAGCAUGCAGAAUCAGUAUCGUUGCACAAUCCACUUAGCCAGCCAGAUCUUGGAAACAGAUGGUUAUAGAGUCUCUCUCCAAGGCAACUUCUUUGGGAGUAAUCAUACAUACAUUACCUUUCCAGAAUACAAUCCCAGCAAGCACAUAAAGCUUGAUCCACCUUUGAACAUCCAGAGCAACAUUACUGCAAGCAAGUGUCAGAUAUGGUGGAGUGUGCCUUGGUACCUCGUUGAAAUUCUUCAAUACGAGUUGCAGUACAAGGAGUACGGCGUGUCAUGGGAGUUUGCAUUGAACAAGACACCACCCAGUUCACUACCACAAAUAGAAAUUGAAGGCACAGAGUUUCACAGUGGUAUCUCUUACAUUGCACGAGUUCGCUGCAAAGUUUCUGAAAAUGAGGAUUCAUACCAUAGUCAGUGGAGCGAGUGGAGCCAGACAACAGUGUUUCAAAGAGCAGGUGUACCAGAAGUGUCUGAAAAGCUCUUUAAUUCCAGAACUUUGCAGUUCUUGUUCAUUCCUCUAAGUUUUGGCACCCUACUCUAUUUAUUUUGGAACCGCAAGCUUUCUUCAAGGGCAAAAAGCCUCUCCUGCUUUAACAUUCCCACACCAGCUGCUUUCUUUCAGCCACUCUAUAAUUUGCAUAAUGGGAAUUUUAAGGACUGGGUUGGACCUAAUGAAGCUUGGAAUCAACUCAGAAGAGAAGAGGCAAGCAACUCAAACAAAGUGACUACAGAUGGAGUUUCUGAGCUAAACACCCAGGAACUGAUUUCCCAGAUUUCCUUGAAACCUGUGGAAAGCACAAAUCUUGUUGCUGCAGAAGAAAUGUUUGCCUCUGGUCCAAGCCAGCAGUAUGUCCCCAGCAGGUAUGUGAGAGCAGAAGAGAUGGAAGUGAAGCUGGCACUAUUCUUAGCACAAAACCAUGCUGAUGAUACAGUUGGCCUGAAAAUUUCUGAAAUAAUUAAAGCCAACCUUGACAGAUCUGGCAUGGGAAGGAGUUAUCCUUCUCACUUACAGCAUGGAAAGGGUAACUUCCUUAUGCUUCAGGAAUCUUUGGAGAUGGCAAAUGUGUCCUUCAGCAAUAGUGACUAUUGCACCUUGUGUGACAAUGAUACCACAGGAGGUUUGAUUGCUGCUGAACUACUGAAGCUCUCUGAUGGCAAUGGUCUGGUCAAACAUCAGAAUGAUCAGAAUGGCCUUCCUUGAGGAAUGCUGCCCACAAAGAUCUUUUGCUGCCCUCUCAUCUCACAACACUGUCUUCCCAAAUGGCUUAAAUGGUGACUGUGCAGACAACUACAAUCAUGUAUCAUUCUUAACUAAUCUUUAAUUUUUCUACUUCAAGAAAAGAUUGUGACCCACUCCUCUGGCUAGCAAAUAAUAUCCCUGGCAUGGCCAGGACUGAACACAGCAAAAUCUGCCGUCUCAGGAGACACAUGACCAUGCCUUUCCCCAGAUUAAACUCCUGGCAGCCACAGAAGUCCAGCAAUCCUCUAGUCUGAUGCAGCAGCAGACCUGCUAUUUUUCCCCAGAAAGAGCCAUUGUAAUUGCAUGCAAGAUGACGAUUUCCAAACUUCAUUGUGAGACAGCUGCUCUGCUCUCAGCACAUAGUUCUUUCCUCACUGUAAUUCAGAUUAACUCAACAUUUACUGUAGCCUGAAAACUAAUGCCUGCUGGACUGAGAAGCAGCAAUA
Cygnus atratus (black swan) is the source of this 2923-nucleotide messenger RNA. RefSeq lists its product as uncharacterized. Lineage: Eukaryota; Metazoa; Chordata; Aves; Anseriformes; Anatidae. The transcript has 16 exons. Gene Ontology annotation, biological process: immunoglobulin mediated immune response; cytokine-mediated signaling pathway. The coding region runs from base 123 to 2438 and encodes 771 amino acids. The record is from RefSeq and is a predicted model, not a curated record. Gene Ontology annotation, cellular component: membrane; external side of plasma membrane. Gene Ontology annotation, molecular function: cytokine receptor activity; protein binding.